AAAAUAUAAUAACAAGUAUUCUAUCGCCAGAACCUCAUUUUCAUAUCCUCUUACCCCAUAAAUAUAUUUCAAAGUGCAGUUCCUAAUAAAAUAUUUGACUUCAGAUACAGAAAGAGAAUGCCUCACUUACAAACAAGAUCCUUCAAGACUCAGACCCAGGUCCCCUUCGGACGUUUCCCUCAAACAUUCAUAAAAGCUGACUCAUUAGCACACACACUUCUAUAACAAUAUGAACCCAGAAGAACGUAUCAAACAGACACGCUCGUAUAAUCCCAAGUGCAAAUAUUGGCAGUACAGACUUAUUGUGGAGGCUUUGGAGAAGGCAGAGCGCCUGAUCGACGAUAAAAUCGAACAUGCCCAGUCCAACACAUCACUGAUACCUUCACUAAGGAUUGAUGACUAUGCUCGUGAUAUAACUAUAUGAUCCGCUUAAGUAUGCAGACUUGGCGGAUUUAGAGGCACGCAUGGCUGCAGAACUAGAUGCGUCUGGCUAUGUAUCGUCCAACGUCAUCACACCAACGGAAAAAUCACUGGAGUUCUUCAGGGAACAGCAGAGAUUCAUGGAUAAUCAGGAUUACCAAAGAGAAGACCACAGAGAUGCCCGUCGCAUUCUCAAUAUUGCGAACCCAAGGGUGCCACGUAUGAGGUCGAUGAAUCGAUCUGCUGUCCUCAAGUUUUGGCAGCCAGUCGCUAUCGCCCGAAUCCUUGAGAUCCACCAAUCCCCUUACUUACGCGGGGCCAUUCUGGGUGAUUCCGUCGGGCUGGGCAAAACUUGCGAGACCAUCGCUGUCAUACUUAAGAUCUGGGAAGAUUAUAAUCAAUCUGUGAUCGAUUCCAAACAACAAGGCCGACCCAUUCCAGCAGGCCGACCAUUCCUGGUUAUUGUUCCUCCGGCUUUGAUCUCACAAUGGUACUCGGAGAUCAACCGAGUAACUGAUAAGUUCACAGCAUUCAUCUAUUAUGGGGAAGAGCGACCGGUGCAGGGAAUGCGCACGGUUGGUUCCCGACUACGAAAAACUGACACCAUUUUCGAUGGCUCACCGAUCAACGCCCGAACUGUGGUCAUUACCUCGUAUCAGACAUUUGCAUAUCGCCACGGCCUGACUGCCGUGAAGGCAUGGUAUAGCGAAACCAAGGAGUUCUGCCCAAAAGUGCUUCUACGCUGUCCGGUUGAGUUUCUCUUUUCUCUCGAUAGUUGCUUUACCGAUGUAAUCCUCGACGAGGCCCAUAUACUUCGAAACCCAGAGACCUCGCAGUCAAUAGCGGUACACUGGUUAGAAGCCAACUUUCACUUGCUUAUUACUGCCACUCCGAUCUACAACUCUCGGAAGGAUUUUGAGGGAUAUGUACCUCUACUGUUCCAGCCGUCGAGCUUAUGGGAUAAAUUGGACAGGGCUCAACUGCAGCAUUUUCGAGACCAGAUAUUCUAUCUGCCUCUCGGACAUCCUGCACGCCGUCUUUGCUGCACAGUACAAGCAGUCGAAGACUAUGUCUUGGCUGAUCGGAUGCCGCCUAGCGUGGUAGGGAACCGGCUGCAAUUGAUCUUUAGCCAGUUGAUGAUCUGACGUACCUUAUCAUCACGUAUGCCGUUUGAUUCACCAAAUACCAUUGGAGAUGAUAUCCCGCCAACCCAGCGAAAGAUCUGCCGCGUGGAAUACACCAAGAACGAGAGAGCAAUGUUUCAAGCGGUUUCACCUGGUCUAUAUCAGGGAUUAAUCAUGAAAAGCAAAAAUGAUUCCCAAAAAUAUAUCUGGAACAUGAACAAGUUCCGCCGGCUGGGUUUACUGAUGUCCUG
Messenger RNA from Aspergillus sclerotioniger CBS 115572, 1795 nucleotides. RefSeq lists its product as uncharacterized. Gene Ontology annotation, molecular function: ATP binding; ATP-dependent chromatin remodeler activity. The coding region runs from base 465 to 1565 and encodes 366 amino acids. The record is from RefSeq and is a predicted model, not a curated record. The transcript has a single exon. Gene Ontology annotation, cellular component: cytoplasm. Lineage: Eukaryota; Fungi; Ascomycota; Eurotiomycetes; Eurotiales; Aspergillaceae.